Lasiosphaeria miniovina is the source of this 1348-nucleotide messenger RNA. RefSeq lists its product as uncharacterized. NCBI's taxonomy places the organism in Eukaryota, Fungi, Ascomycota, Sordariomycetes, Sordariales, Lasiosphaeriaceae. The record is from RefSeq and is a predicted model, not a curated record. The transcript has a single exon. The coding region runs from base 367 to 1131 and encodes 254 amino acids.
GUCCUGCCUCUGACAUCCAACCUACCUCGGAGGAUCAGCAGAUCAUGCCCAUUACAGGUGCUAAGUUCCAAGGCUUUGGUAGCUUUUGCCUCCGACUUGUACAAACAUGAGGCGAGAACUGCCGCUUAUUAUGGGAUGGCACGACGGUGAAAAAGACUCAGUUUCCGAUCUACCUUUCCUCAAAACCUUUGAUAUCGGCGGAGCACGCUAGCAAUACUCUCGUCCCACACACGCUCUGACUGCACCAAGAUGUGUUGCAGAUCUGCUGCGCAUCACUAAUGGAGAAAGUUUAGGCACGCCCUGUAAGGCAAUCAGGUCGCGAGCUCGUCGACGUCCCAAAAAGAUGUUGGGAUCUGCGGUUAAUAAAUGCAUCUGCCUCUGCCCCGCCUCCAUGGCUCAUGGCUAUCUAUCAUAGGGAUGCCUACGAGCACUACGUAUGCUCUGUGGAUACAACCCUUCUUUAGAAGGGUCUCCAAAAUGACGCUGCAUGGUGACAAGGGUGGUGAAUUCCGCACCUGGGUCGAUCCAUCCGAAAUCUCGAUGCCUUGCCUACCGCCCUACCUUACCUUACCUUACCUAAGUACUAAAUUAAGUUGGGUGUGCCCGAAGCUGCACAUAAGACCUACCUUACCUUGCAGAGUACACGUACGUAUGCACACUAGGUGUUCGAAGAUGGGCAGAUACUCUGCCCCGUUGGAACACCUAGCUACAUUAUGUCACAACAUACUAUGGAAACUUGGUAAGCAGCGGAAGAAAAUGUCUUGGGUGAUUAUGUUAGUUACAUCGACUUGUGUCCCCGCGGUUUACGUGUUGGUCUUUGGGCGGUGGCGAACAACUCACGAGCGACCCCUGUUCAAACCAAAAGGCCAAAGAAGACUCCUUAAAGUGCGGAUGACCCUCGACAUGCGGCCCGACAGUGGGGAGCUCUCAAGGCACCUCCUAUCAAAUACGUAUGCAAAUCCUGCUGGACGCGUAACUGCAAAACAAGGCCGCAACCUUCGGCCUGCUGAUCCGAACCCUUUCUUGCCGUGUUUCGCAGGGCCAAGGGCGGGCUUGGAGACCAAGGGCCUGGUUCGCGGCAAGAGCCAAGCGUGUGCGCAUAUCGACGACCCGGGUACUGCUCGCCGGUGAUAUGAUGGUAAAUAUAUCGCGGUAAUAAGAAAGAGUCCGGACGCGGAUUUCAAUUAAACCCCGGACGUACUUGGAUGGGCUGCUUGGUUCGAGCUGGAGCCGUGUUUUGAAGAUGGCCAAAAUAUCCAAGACCGACGAUAUGUGGCAGCCACCCUGGUUUGGAACCAACACGUGGAGUGGGUAGGUAGGUAAUCGGGACCGGGGAAUCAAGCCACCU